CUCUUCGCCAAUCCGUGCUCCCUUCAUUGUCCGACGAUCCUUGCGGCUGGCCGCUGUUCUUUGUCGUCCGCUGGUCGCGUGAAGCUUCUCUGCCCCGCAGUCCGCAGUCCGCAGCCCGCAGCCCGCAGCUGCUCAGCUUACCGACUGAACGAUUCCCCCCCUCCCAGAACCAUUUCCACCCGAGCUCUCCUCUCAGCCACCGACCAGGCUAUAAACAAUCGCCCGCCAUGUUCGGUGUGAUUGCGGACGCGCUGUCCUCGGUCAUCACAAUCCUCCUCCCCGUUUUCGCCUCCUACAAAGCUCUCCGCUCCGCCGAGCCUUCCCAGCUGGCACCAUGGCUCAUGUACUGGGUGGUUCUGUCGGUGGUGCUGAUGGCGGAGUCGUGGACGGUCUUCAUCCUGGGAUGGAUCCCCUUCUAUAGCUGGAUCCGUUUCUUCUUCUUCUCGUACCUCGUCCUGCCCCAGACCCAGGGAGCCCGGCUGUUGUACCAGGACUACGUCGAUCCGUUCCUGGAGCACCACGAGCGCGAGAUCGAGGAGUUCAUCGGCCGCAGCCACGAGCGCGCCAAGGCGCUGGGCCUCCAGUACUUCUACCAAGCUCUGGACUACAUCCGAGAGAACGUGCUGGGCUUGCCGGCCCAGCGCCCCGCCCCGCCCCCUCCGGCGAGUGGUCCGGCCGCGUAUGCGCAGUCGCUGCUUUCCCGAUUCAACAUUCCCACUGCUGCCGGAGCCAGCGCGCCGGCCGGAGAACCCGCUCCCGCUGCGAGCAAUGACUGGUUCUCCGCCAUCAGCUCCGCGGUGGCAUCCGUGGCGGCGUCCGCCGGCAAGACCCCUGAGGCACGCGGCGAGGCGCUGUCCGCCAGUGGUACCCUGCUGCCCCGCGAACUGGCUUCCAUGUCCCGCGCGGACCGCGCCAACUUCAUCUCCAACCAGCGCGACCUGCUGGAGGUGCUGCGCAGCGCCCUGGCCAAGGAGGAACGCGACCUGCACAGCGAAUCCGACGACCUGGCGUACGGUCCGCCGCUGCGCAAGAACCGCAGCGAGAACUCCUUCACCCACGUCGAGCACGAGGACACCCAGGAACGCUCCCCCGAUGGCCACGGUCGCACCAGCAGCGGAAACUGGGCGUCGGGCUGGUUUGGAGGCCAGGCCGCCGGCUCCUCUGGCGUCGACCACGGUCAUGAGGCCGCGCGCAACCGGCAGUAGACUGGGCGAUAUACUGAUUCGCUUCCCUUCCCUCCCCCCGGACCUUUGUAUUCAUGUCUAUGAAAACUUAGAAUGACAUACCUACUCUUAUCUGAC
Messenger RNA from Aspergillus heteromorphus CBS 117.55, 1301 nucleotides. RefSeq names its product HVA22/TB2/DP1 family protein. The record is from RefSeq and is a predicted model, not a curated record. Lineage: Eukaryota; Fungi; Ascomycota; Eurotiomycetes; Eurotiales; Aspergillaceae. The coding region runs from base 228 to 1205 and encodes 325 amino acids. The transcript has 3 exons.